AGAAAGAUUGAGGUGGUGCAACUAAAAGUUGCAAGUAUUAAAUGUACUGUAAACAAUUAGCGUAGUACGUCAUGUACGAUUUCUUUGCGAGAGGUAACAUGGAGGUUGCAACUAUAUGAUUGAUUUUUCUGCUAGAUUCUACCAAAUUCUCAUUGUUUCUGUUAUUUUAAAGCUAUUACAACUACAAAAAGCGCUUUUUCUGCUUUUGUUUUGUAUCUUUUGUAUAGGAAUUUAUUGUGAUUUUUACCGCUUCCAAGAGCCUAAUCAUGUUUGGUGCCAUUUGCGCAGGACGUUUAGUACAGACAAAUUUACAACAAGUCGCUGAAAACCAGUUUGUGUUUCAACUCGACUUUGCUGAAAGCCUAAACCAUAUCGUUGUCUUUUUAUUACCAACUGCUCCAUUUGCUCCUGGCAUGGGAGCCAAGGUUUAUUUCCAGUGGCCUGGAAAAACCUUUCAGUUCCUCGGUUAUUUGACUAAUGACAAGCCUAGUGCAAUCUUUCGUUUAAAAAAUACAAUUCAGUCUCUGUCUAAUGACAUGCCUUGUAUCGGUGUUACAGCAAUUUUGGGUAUCAGUGUGGAGCCUACUGUUAAUUUUGUUGAAUCACCUGCUGGCGAGGCCGCAGCUACUUCUGCGAUUGCAAAACCCCUUCCUCCUACGACCUCAAUUGCUCAACGUAUUUUGCGAAAUUUGUAUAAUUUCCUUGCAAGUUUCGCAACCUCCAACCUUCCACCGAAUGCUCUUGGUUUGGGAGAUAUACGUCCAAAUGAUACCUACAUUCCUUUGAGAGUAUUCCAAGAUUGGCAUACAAAAUUUUUGGCAAAAAUAAAUAACAAUCCUAAUUUUUUGGAUUCCGACGAUCAGAUCUAAUGCAUUCUUUCUUGAAUUACCUUUAUUUUUUAUUAUAAAAAGUGUACGAGACGUCGUUUAUGAUAAAUAUUUACUUGCUAAAGUGUACUUAUAUCUUUGUUACGUUAUUUCACAUAAUAGAUUAUUACUUAAUAUAAAUUGGUA
Molecule: messenger RNA, 1013 nt
Organism: Schizosaccharomyces octosporus yFS286
Lineage: Eukaryota; Fungi; Ascomycota; Schizosaccharomycetes; Schizosaccharomycetales; Schizosaccharomycetaceae
Product: inositol metabolism protein Opi10
Exons: 2
Coding region: 267-869 (200 amino acids)
Biological process (GO): protein import into nucleus
Cellular component (GO): cytosol; nucleus
Molecular function (GO): nuclear import signal receptor activity
Source: RefSeq, a predicted model, not a curated record